Molecule: messenger RNA, 1143 nt
Organism: Dromiciops gliroides (monito del monte)
Lineage: Eukaryota; Metazoa; Chordata; Mammalia; Microbiotheria; Microbiotheriidae
Product: major histocompatibility complex class I-related gene protein-like
Exons: 7
Coding region: 61-1143 (360 amino acids)
Biological process (GO): immune response
Cellular component (GO): external side of plasma membrane
Source: RefSeq, a predicted model, not a curated record
GUGGAGCCUCCUUUAACUAGACUGUGGUUGCAGCUGCCAGGCAGUCACCUGUGGAAAGGGAUGGCCAGUCAAAGGAUAAGGAAGAGGUGGAGGAGGGGGUCUUUCUCAUCUUUGCUGCUCAUUCUGGGGGCAAUUUCUCUAAUGGGGAUCCAGGCAGCUCACCACAAGCAUGUCAUACAAUUCACGACUGUGGGCACAAGAAGCUCCCUUUUGGACCACUUUAUUGUUGACUUUCUGGAUGAUGUUCAGGUGUUCUCCUAUGACAAACAUAACCAGCAGCUUAUAGCAAAGGAGGCCUGGAUUUCCCAGGCCCUUGGGGCCAAGUUCAUUGCAAAGACUCGGCAGAAGUUAGUAGAUCAUGAGAAGAGUUUCCUUUGGUUCCUGAGUAAGUUCGUUCAGAACAAUACUAAGCAUGAUGUAAACCACACGGUACAGGUCUUUAUACUCUGUGAGAUUGAGAGGAACAAUCAGAUAGGAAAUGAAAUUGAGAUCGCUGUGGAUGGUGAAGAUUUUUGCCUCCUGGAUGAGAAGAUGGGCAGUUGGAUUAUCUCAGUGCCGGAGGCUGAGCUUUUUAAAGCUCUUCUGACAAGUACCCUCUGGACUACUCAGAGGGAACAGUACAUGCAAGAAUACUGUAUUGACACUAUGAAGAAAAUCCUGCAGCACUCCAGCAUAAGGAAAAAUGUUCCCCCUGAGGUGACUGUGUCCCGCCGUGAGGCCGUGGAUGGCAUUACAACCCUCUCUUGCUCUGCUACUGGCUUCUACCCCAGCUCUAUCCUGUUGCACUGGCAGAAGGGGAAGGAGAUGAUUGUGGCUGGGAAGGAGAGCUCCAGUGGUGUCUUACCCAAUGCUGAUUCUACCUUCUUCCAACGAAUCACCAUUGAGCUCCCACCAGAGGACACAGGGAUCAAUUAUGACUGUGUAGUAGACCAUAUAGAGCUGGGGACACCAAAAACAUAUCCUGUCCACAUCAGGUAUCCUAAAAAGAGGUCAUGGACUGUAACUCUGACCAUCCUGGGUCUUGUCAUUCUGGCAUUAAGCUGUGCUGCAUCCUUCAUCAUGUGGAAGAAAAUCAAGACAGGCUACAGCAUCCAUAAGUGUAUUACAUUGGAAGACAUUCAGUUGGACCUUCAAGGACACUAG